Messenger RNA from Clonostachys rhizophaga, 1290 nucleotides. Lineage: Eukaryota; Fungi; Ascomycota; Sordariomycetes; Hypocreales; Bionectriaceae. The record is from the annotation of a GenBank genome assembly.
AUGGCUUCGGAAUCCUUCGCAAGCUCGGAUCCCGCUGUAUAUGCCGAGUAUGAAGCGAAAUGGUCGGCACUGCCCAAGGAUGAGGAGGAGUGGAUUCAGCGAGCGAAAGACGUUGCCGACGCCUUGAAGCCUGACGCUGCUGCCAGAGAAAAAGAGAACAAAUCGCCCAAGGCCGAAGUGGCCCUAUUGAAGCAUUCGGGCUUGCUCAAGGCACUUGGUCCUGCCGAGUAUGGCGGCGGUGGGCAGUCUCGCGCUGUUGGGUACCGACUGGUCCGCGAGGUGGCCAAAGGAGACGGGUCGGUUGGUAUGCUACUUGGAUACCACCUUGUCUGGUCUCAAAUCGCGGAUGUGUUUGGCUCCAAGGAGCAAGCCGAAAGAGUCCAGAAGGAAAUCAUUAGCAACAACUACUUCGUCGGCGGCGCUGUUAACCCACGAGACAAUGAUCUGACUAUCAAACCUGAAGGUGACAAGCUCAUCUUUGACGGAUUUAAGAACUUUAGUACUGGUGGUGUCAUAUCAGACCUAACAGUGCUCGAGGGUGUUGUUGCCGAUACCAGUGACCACAUUUUUGCGGUAGUACCCACGAAUCAAGCCGGAAUACAGUUCAAACAUAACUGGGACAAUGUUGGCCUGCGUUUGACCGAGUCAGGUGGUGUUGAGAUCAAGAACGUGGCUGUUGAAUGGUCCGACGCUCUCGGAUGGGAUCCUCAGACGAAGAAGCCCGAUCCCGCUAUCCUUGGCGUGCCCCUUGCUAGCUUGUUCCUUCCACUCGUUCAACUUACCUUUGCUAACUUCUAUAUUGGCAUUGCCUGGGGCGCCCUUGAAUUUGCGAAGGAGUAUACUCGCAAAUAUACUCGACCCUGGCCAUAUGGUGGCGACAACAAAGACAAAGCCGAGGAUGAAUUCUACAUCUUGCAAACCUAUGGUAACUUCUUCGCGCACCUUCGUGCUGCCACCGCCUUGGCCGAUCGGGCCAACUCCGAGGCCGGCCGCCUCUUCACCAAGUACGUCAACCCUGAGAACCGCGCAAAUUUCACCGCGGAAGAGCGCGGGGAGUUUGCCGAGUGGGUUGCCAGUACCAAGGUAGUAGCCACUGACACCAGCCUCCGGGUCACGGCCGGCGUCUUUGAGGCGACCGGAUCGAGGGCCACGGCCGCCAAGGUUGGCCUGGAUAGGUUUUGGAGAGACGUUAGAACUCAUACUCUACAUGACCCUGUUUCUUACAAGAACCGAGAACAGGGCAGAUAUUACCUGCUUGGGGAGGCUCCCGAGGCUACGUGGUACACUUAG